CAGCCCGGUCGAGCCGUGUCGCGGAGGUGCUACAGAGGUACAGGAUGAAGUUGCAAACCGGUGGUGCAGGCGGCUGCGCGAGCGAUACCGAGCAGCUAGUGCCACCUGUCGGCCCGCGGCGCAGGCGCGUCUUGCUCGGCAACUGGCAGGGAGCGCUGCAGGCGGUCACCCUCUUGAUCAGCGUUAUCAGCCUGACGCUGGGCUGCAUCGUGUUCAUGGUGCUCCUCUACACGCCGGCCUCCAGUCCGCUGGGACAGGCCCGAAACGUGGCUGACCUUCGGCAGGUCAGUGACCUUCAGAGGCAGAUGAUCGGCCGCCUGCAGCGCGAGGCCAACUACCUGGACGCCCGUCAGAAGGUUCUGCAGUCCGCGUUGGCUUCUGCCGGCCUGCUGGAUGAUGACGUACGAGCCCGGCUGGACGGCAUCGAGCGAGCCCUGGCGGCCAAGGAAGCGGAGGAGCGUCAGGAGAUGGAGGCCGUCCGUCCGGAGCUGGAGUCUAUCCCCGCCCGCGAGGACGCUGCCGCCGCCCAUCCUCUGAUUGGCCGUCCCGACGGCCACGAGCGAGGACACACGACGGGCGAGGAGCAGCCGCCCCUCAUCGGUCGCCCAGAUGGGCACGAGAGAGGAUACGGGUCUGAGGAGGAAGAGGACGAGGAGAGGACAUAUGAGGACUACGUCUAGGUGUCAUGAAAUCACCGAAUGCACGAACUGGAGAUGGUUUAACAGCGGUCGGCAGAUUUCUAUAGGAUAAGGAUCAGGACCACAGCAGGACCAUAGAUCAGGAUCACAUAGGAUCAUAGACGCCGCUCGCAGAGCCUGACCGGGUCGUUGCCAUACUGGCUUUGUGUAAUUAGGCGUCAUAAAAUUGCCUGUCGGUCAUUGUGCGCCGAAAAGCGGUUGCUUAUUUCAUGAACUUGCUUAUGAAUUAUUUUUAUUUUUCUAGACUCCACGUGACGAGACUUGAUUUAAAAGCAAAGAGGGGAAUCGUUUUAGCCUGAAGUCCGUUAGUACUGCGUGCUACCCAAUUGCAGCCGUGAUGUCAUGGUAUGACUGCACACGCGCGAGGGAUAGGUCACGAUUCAAUCAAUAAACCAUGUCCCUUGGUCUCCUA
Molecule: messenger RNA, 1110 nt
Organism: Pollicipes pollicipes
Lineage: Eukaryota; Metazoa; Arthropoda; Thecostraca; Pollicipedomorpha; Pollicipedidae
Exons: 5
Coding region: 45-680 (211 amino acids)
Source: RefSeq, a predicted model, not a curated record